GUGGAUCCACCUCCAGAAACACUGAUGCUGAUGAUAAAUACUGCUGUCACCUCGAUCAGAUCACAUUCACUGCUUCAUCAUGGACAUCGAUCUGUGCUCAGCUGCUGAGGGUGAUGAGGUGAAGAAGCAGGAGGGCAACGAGGUGGAGUCUGGAAAAAAGGAUGAAGAUAAAGAUAAAGGUCAAGAAGAUAAAGAUAAAGAGUGCAAGGACAAAGACAAGGACAAAGAUAAUGACAAGGCGAAGAGUGAUUGCAAAGAAAAGAAAAAAGACAAAGAGUGCAAAGACAAAGAUAAGGACAAGUGCAAAGACAAGGAAAAGAAGAAGAAUAAAGAGCACAAAAAGGGGCACGGACACGGACACGGUCACGGACGCGGACGCGGACACAGAUCAUCCUCUUCAUCCGAUGAUGAGAACUAAAGCUGAAGACUGAAGACAUAAGAGUGAC
Molecule: messenger RNA, 446 nt
Organism: Sinocyclocheilus anshuiensis
Lineage: Eukaryota; Metazoa; Chordata; Actinopteri; Cypriniformes; Cyprinidae
Product: mediator of RNA polymerase II transcription subunit 19a-like
Exons: 4
Coding region: 80-418 (112 amino acids)
Source: RefSeq, a predicted model, not a curated record